This is a messenger RNA of Salpingoeca rosetta, 2058 nucleotides long. RefSeq lists its product as uncharacterized. The record is from RefSeq and is a predicted model, not a curated record. The transcript is spliced from 12 exons. Gene Ontology annotation, biological process: protein homooligomerization. The coding region runs from base 73 to 1977 and encodes 634 amino acids. NCBI's taxonomy places the organism in Eukaryota, Choanoflagellata, Craspedida, Salpingoecidae.
ACAGGCACGACAUCAGAAAAUAGGUGCACGAGUUCAUCACCCCCAGCAACCACAUCGACACGACAACCGACCAUGGACGACAUCCUGGCAGCGUUUGAGGAUGCACAGGGCUCCGUUGCCUCUGGUCUGGAGGCGGUGCAGUCGUCUGUGACAUCUGGCAUGGACGCCGUGCGCGCAGCUAUUGAAGCCCACGUUGCAGAGCUCCAACUCCGGGAGGAGGAACUGGCCCAGCGUGAGCAGGAGCUUCGUGAGCAAGAGGAGCGUCUUGAGCAGCAGCGCGAGGAAAUUGCCUCCAUUCGCGAGCUCCAAUCCAAGACGUUCUCUGUGAAGCUUGGCGGCACCGUGUUUGAGUUCUCCCACACCACCAUCCAAGACGUGCCCGAGGAGAGCUACCUUGCCAACUGUUGCCGCGUCUUUGAAGAAACACAGGAGCCCGUGUUCGUGGAGCAAAACCCAAACGAGUUUCAAACUCUUCUCAACUACCUUCGUCGUGGGCCAGCUUACUUGGAGACGCUGUCGCAGUCUGAACGCAUCCAUCUCGACGCCAUUGCUCAGUUCUUCGGCGUCCCGAUUGAGGAUGACACGAACGGGCCUGCCGAACCCCAGACCCCGCCCGACUACCACCCGGAGAAGCAGGCAUUCGUGCUGCCAGCUGUGUCUGCGCCCAAUCCAACCGCCCUCGAUACAGCCCCAACAGCGACAUCCUCGGCCACAACGGCCAUCGCGCCUCCGCCAGCAGCACACGCGACAACGGAGACACGAGCGCCAAUGGCGGCAGUGCCAACGGCGGAGGAGUCUGUGCCACAACCGCCACCCGUGGCUGUGACGCCACCCCCAGCCCACGUUGCCGCUGUGAGCGCAGCACCUACUCAGCCGGCCACCGACAGCACACAGCCCGCUGCCGUCGCACCACCGCCUGCGUUGGAAUCAGCAGCCCCACCAUCAGCAGCCCCACCAUCAGCAGCACAACUGCCAACAGCAACAGCAAGCACAGCAGUGACGCCAGCAGACACCGCCGCAUCUGCUCCCGUGGACGCAGCGCCGCUGUCGCCGGCAGCACCGACGAGUGGCGAGCUGACGACACAGCCACAACCACAACCGGGCAACGCUGCCGCCCUCUUCUCGCCGGCAAGCCAGCCAACUCAGCCAACUCAGCCAACUCAGCCAACUCAGCCAGCACAGGCAGCCGUUCCCGUACAGUCAACUCAGCCAGCAGUGCCAGCACAGCCAACGCAACCAACGCAACCGCCCUCGCAACCCACACAGCCGGUGCAAUCCACGCAACCAGUACACCUGCCAACACAGCCCGUGCAGCCAACACAGCCCGUGCAGCCAACACAGCCCGUGCAGCAGCCGAUGCAGUUCUUCAUGCCGGGCCAGCAGCAGACAAACGGGACAGGUGCGCCCGCACAGCCCGCUGCAGCAGCAAACACACAUGCACCUGCACCUGCGCACGCGCGCACAGGCGGUGUUGGCGGCGUGUCGAUUGGCGCCAUGACGCAAAAGGACAGGGACGAGGGCGGGUGGAAUGAUGUUCCGGCAGUCAUCCCAACCAAGCGACCCAACCCGCGCUUCGGUUCCAGCUCGUCGCAACCUGCGCAGCCAAUGUUCUUCGACCCAACAAAGAACGCACCAGCACCGCCUGUUACGGAGCCCGAGCAGCCAAAGGUCCAGCCGCAGGCGUCGCCGGAAAUGGUCACGUUUGUCAACAGUCUCCGCACCAACGUCGAUCUCGCCCUCAAGUCCCUCGAUGCAAAGCACGCGACGCGGGUGCGGAGUGCGCUUGACCAGUUCUUCAACGGGCUGCUCACCAACAGCGUCGCCGUCUCGUCGGAUGUGCUUGGCCACAUCCAGAACUUUGUCUUUGCCGUCCUCAACCGCGACAUCAACGAGGCCCGCAGGAUCCACGUCGAGCUCGUCAGCGCCUCGCAGGUUCCUCAUGUUGUGAAUGCGCUCAAGCGGUUCCUGCAAGCGUGAUGGCGGUUAUCGCCUGCUGCUUCCGCUGUUUUGCUUGGUGUUGGUGUCGUGUUGUCCAUGAAUGAACCGAGGAAUACGCAA